AUGAACGAAAAUCUGGAUGGAGUUCUCAACGCGCUACUUCACAACGAAAGAGAAGCAGCCAGAACAUUUAAAGUUGGCGAUGAAGCAAAAAGAUUGAGGAGAGAAGAUAUCGUAAAGAAAAGACGAAAUACAACAUGGAUUAAUCUUGGUAAAAUGGACUACGAUUCUGAAGAAUCAUCGACCGACGAAACAAUUGUGAAGAAUAUGAUAGAAGACCACUUUUUCCAGAUAACUAAGAAAGGAAAAGAUGAAAAGCAAAAGGAGGAUUCUAUUGAAGAAGAUCGAACAAACAAAGACACCGUUAAAUGGUAUCCCAAGAAAAAAAGAAACAGAACAAAGGUUAAUCCUCAAAAGAAGCUUCUUAAAGAGAUCGAUGUUCACGAGGAUCCAGAAACUAAGAUUGCUAGAGCGAUUGCAGAGGAAGCGGAGAAAAAGAAGAUCAGAGAAAAUGAAGCGAGGAAGAAGAAAGAACAAAAGUGGAUAGAAUUGGGUCAAGCUGUGUGCAGUUUGUCAGCGGAUGAUUUCAUUCUACCAUCUGAUGUCGCUGAGAAUCCGGAUCAUAAGCCUGACCGAAGCCAGCGUGGCGAACCAAUUGUAGUUGCUGUUGCUUCGUUUAUUCAAUCAAUGAAGGCACUUGUUGGAAACAAAGCCGCACACGAUACGGUUCUUGCAGAUCAAAGUGGUAUUGCUGCUGCACUUUGUGGUAUCCAUAAGUCUGCAUUGACUGCACGAUUUUCAUUCAAGAAAAGUAAAUUUGAUUGA
Caenorhabditis briggsae is the source of this 762-nucleotide messenger RNA. NCBI's taxonomy places the organism in Eukaryota, Metazoa, Nematoda, Chromadorea, Rhabditida, Rhabditidae. The transcript has 5 exons. The coding region runs from base 1 to 762 and encodes 253 amino acids. The record is from RefSeq and is a predicted model, not a curated record.